Geodia barretti is the source of this 524-nucleotide messenger RNA. Lineage: Eukaryota; Metazoa; Porifera; Demospongiae; Tetractinellida; Geodiidae. The record is from the annotation of a GenBank genome assembly.
GCUUCUGGUAGUAAUUAUACAUCAGAGAGAUCAGCUGACCUCUACCUUGCCUCCGGUGUUGCUUCAGACUGGUUUUACGGCGAGGAAGCAACAAGUGAAAAUGAGGGCUACAGAGCUGCUAGCUAUACCGUUGAGCUGAGGCCGAGUGGGACUGCAUCCUAUGGAUUUGAGCUGCCAUCCGAUCAGAUCAUUCCAACUGCUGAAGAAGUUGUUCCUGCUAUUAUCAGUUUUGCAGAAGCAAUUCUGGCUGAUCCCAUUGUCAACAAUUGAUUGUUUUUAGCCAUGCAUUAAUGCCUUCGAGUCUGUCGUCCCGCGAGUCAAAGUUCAAAGUUCAUGUUUGAAUGGGCCCGCCCGGGCAUGACAUGUAUACAGACAAGUUAAAAAACAUGUAGGAAGCAUAACACAUGACUGAAGAAGGUGGGGUCCAUGGUAGUCAAAGAGUCAAGUAGAGUGCACCACGAGUUGUCACUUUUUGUGUGGUUGGUUAAUACAUGUUCGGCCAGAGUUGGUUUGUCCAGAUCAGC